Messenger RNA from Beta vulgaris subsp. vulgaris (sugar beet), 5449 nucleotides. RefSeq names its product DNA (cytosine-5)-methyltransferase 1B. The coding region runs from base 370 to 5181 and encodes 1603 amino acids. NCBI's taxonomy places the organism in Eukaryota, Viridiplantae, Streptophyta, Magnoliopsida, Caryophyllales, Amaranthaceae. The record is from RefSeq and is a predicted model, not a curated record. Gene Ontology annotation, cellular component: nucleus. The transcript has 12 exons. Gene Ontology annotation, molecular function: chromatin binding; DNA (cytosine-5-)-methyltransferase activity.
CUCUUCUUUGAUAAUUUAAGCAAUCUCUUAAAUCUUACCUCUUACCAAAAAAAACCUAGUAGUAAUUAGUAAAGAAAUCAAAUACUCAAAAUCUCAAAGAGCGAAAAUUUCCCUCCAUUUCCCAAAUAUUAUCCAACAAAAAUGGCGGCAAAAUGAAAAUUAGGGAACAUUCACACAUAUAAACCGCACUUUCUCUCUCUUUCUCUCAGGUAUCAACCCAGUUCUUCAAAGUCUCACACUACAUUCCUUCGUUGAUAAUCAGCCGUUGCAUUUCACUCUGUGUACAAAUUGCUGGGAUUUUCAUCAUAAGGUAAUUCCUCGUUUACUGCCGUGCUUUAGCUGUGCACGUAUUCCUCAAUAUAUUCAGGAAUGGGGACAAAAAGGAAUGUAAGUGCAGAAGAUGUGGCUUUGGAUGACACUAAAGCAAAUGAGCCUAGUAGUGAAACCUCAAAAGGGAAACAGAAAAAGAGGGAGAGAAGUGAGGCCAAUGGGGAAAAGGCAUUGGAUGACACUAAAGCAAAUGAGCCUAGUAGUGAAACCUCAAAAGGGAAACAGAAAAAGAGGGAGAGAAGUGAGGCCAAUGGGGAAAAGGCAUUGGAUGACACUAAAGCAAAUGAGCCUAGUAGUGAAACCUCAAAAGGGAAACAGAAAAAGAGGGAGAGAAGUGAGGCCAAUGGGGAAAAGGCAUUGGCUUCUCGGAGGAUGCCAAAGCGUGCUGCAGCAUGUCCAGAUUAUAAGGAAAAAGCCGUUCGUCUAUCUGAUAAAGAUCACCUUGUGGAUAGAAAAAGGGAGCCCACUGUUGAAAAUGAGAUAGCUGCCAUUGGCUUGACCACAGGCCAUGAUGAUCCCAGACCCAAUCGACGCCUCAUAGACUUUAUUUUCCAUGAUGAGAAUGGUAAAGCACAACCAGUGGAGAUUAUGGAAGUUACUGAGUUGUUUAUUACCGGUGUAAUCCUGCCACUAGAGCCUAGUGGUGACCCAAGUAAAGAUAAGGGAGUAAGAUGUGAGGGCUUUGGACGGAUUGAAACAUGGGACAUCUCUGGCUAUGAAGAUGGUGCACCAACUAUUUGGAUAUCAACAGACAUAGGUGAUUAUGAUUGUGUGAAGCCUGCUGCCUCCUACAAGAAAAUUUAUGGACUUUUCUACGAGAAAGCACGUGCAUGCAUUGAAGUCUACAAGAAACUUUCAAGGUCUUCAGGGGGUAACCCUGAUAUAGCACUUGAUGAACUGAUUGCUUCACUAGUUCGCUCGAUGAGUGGCAGUAAAAAUUUUCCCCCAGGUGCAUCCAUCAAAGAGUUCAUCAUUUCACGGGGUGAGUUCAUUUACAACCAGCUUAUUGGAUUGGACAUUACAUCCAACAAGAAAGAUCAGAAGUUCUCUGAUCUGCCUGUUCUUGUCACCCUUCGUGAUGAGUGUAAAAAAAACUUGUCAUUUGCACAAGAAGCUGUGGCUCCCUCAAAUUUGGCUUCUGGUGGGAGUCUGAAAAUUCGGGAUGUAGAGAGGAAAGAUGAGUCAAACACAACAGUGGCUUCUGCAGAAGAGGAUGAGGAUGCAAAGUUGGCCAGAUUGUUACAGGAGGAAGAGGAUUGGAGGUCUAUGAAUCAAAGGAAGGGCAGACGGCAAACUGCUUCAAACAAGUACUACAUUAAGAUUAAUGAAGAUGAGAUUGCAAUUGACUAUCCUCUACCUGCUUACUACAAGCCUAACGAGGAAGAGACUGAUGAGUACAUCCUUUUUGACAAUGACAUGGAUGUUACUGAUCCAGAUGAGCUACCCAGAAGCAUGCUUCAUAAUUGGUCACUGUAUAACUCUGACUCACGAUUAGUUUCUUUGGAACUUCUUCCAAUGAAGCCAUGUGAUGACAUUGAUGUUGCCAUUUUUGGGUCUGGGAUCGUCACAGAUGAUGAUGGAAGUGGUUUUUGUCUUGAUGCUGAUGAUCAAUCUUCGUCAGCUUCUUCCGAGGUGCAGGAUGUGGGUGGAAUCCCUGUUUAUUUAAGUGCAAUUAAGGAAUGGAUGAUUGAGAUCGGAGCUUCCAUGGCCUUCAUAUCUAUCAGAACUGAUAUGGCCUGGUAUAGGCUUGGAAAGCCAUCAAAGCAAUAUGCUCCAUGGUACGAAACAGUUAUGAAAACAGCAAGGCUCGCAGUUAGCAUCAUUACUCUAUUAAAAGAGCAGAGUCGUGUGGCACGUUUAUCCUUUGCUGAGAUUAUCAAAAGAGCGGCAGAAUUCGAAAAGAACCACCCUGCUUUCAUAUCAUCAAAUCCAGCUAUGGUAGAAAGGUAUGUGGUGGUCCAUGGUCAGAUUUUACUGCAACAGUUUGCAGAGUAUCCAGAUAAUACUAUCCGAAAUUGCCCUUUUGUAACUGGACUAUAUGAUAAGAUGAUUACAAGGCAUCACACAAAAUGGACAGUGAAGAAAAAGGCUUUGACAAGGAAAGGUGCAAACUUGAACCCAGUGGCUAAAAUGGUUCCUAUUGCAAAAAGGAAACUAAUGCCAGCCACAACCACUAGAUUGAUCAACAGAAUAUGGGGAGAAUUUUAUUCAAAUUAUUCGCCAGAGGUGUCCAAGGAGGAAACUGUUGCUGAAUUGAAAGAGGAUGAAGCUCAGGAGGAGGAAGAAGAACUGGAAGAAGAUAUCGAAGAGGAGCAAGAAGAGAAAGUGUCCAUUGAAAAAACUGACAAAAUGCCUAGAGCAAGUGGGAAGAGAAAGCACAGUUGUUCAUCUCAGGAUAUUAAAUGGGAAGGAGAGCUGAUUCAGGAAACUCGUGCCAGUGGGACUUUCUACAAACAGGCAAAUGUAUUUGGGGAUUUGGUUAAUGUUGGGGGUUGUGUCCUUGUUGAAACAGAUGAGUCGGAGGAGCUGCCUCCUAUCUAUUUGGUGGAAUAUAUGUUUGAAAAAUCGAGUGGAAAAAAAAUGGCCCAUGGACGACUGUUGCUGAGAGGAUUGCAAACAGUUCUUGGUAUUGCUGCGAAUGAGAGGGAGGUGUUCUUGACAGAGAACUGUCUGGACUUCGAGCUGGAGGAUGUUAAGCAAUGCAUAAAAGUUGAAAUUCGACAGGUGCCAUGGGGACAUCAACACCGGGAGGCUAAUGCCAUAAAUGACAAGAUUGAUCGGACAAAUGCAGAGGAGAGAAAGAGUAAAGGACUACCUCUAGAAUAUUAUUGCAAAAGCUUCUAUCAGCCUGAUAAAGGUGCAUUCUUUUCUCUUCCUAACAAUUCAAUCGGGAGUGGAACUGGUAUCUGCCAUGCUUGCAAAACUAGGGAGGCAGAGAAGGAGCACAGUUCCCUAAAGGUGAAUUCGUCAAAAACAUGCUUUUCUUAUGAAGGAGCUGAGUACAAUAUUGAGGACUUUUUCUAUGUAGCCUCUCGACAUUUUGCUGAAGAUGAGAAAGAAAAUGAAAAAUUUAAGAGUGGCAGGAAUGUGGGCUUGAAACCCUAUGUGAUUUGCCAGCUCCUGGAUAUUGAGAUGCCUAAGGCUUCUCGAAAAUCUGAUCCAGAGUCUAUAAAAAUUAAAGCACGGAGAUUUUUUAGACCUGAAGACAUUUCAGCAGAGAAGGCAUAUCGUUCUGACAUUCGUGAGGUUUACUUCAGUGAGCAAAUACAUAAAUUAACUGUAGCUGCUGUUCGAGGGAAGUGUCAGGUCAGAAGAAAGCAUGAUCUAUCAUCUUUAAACUACCCUGCUGUCUACGAGCAUAUCUUCUUCUGUGAACAUCUAUAUGAUCCUGAUAGUGGAGCUAUUAAACAGCUUCCUAGCAAUGUUAGGGUUUACUCCGUUGAUGAUGAGUCCAUGUCUAGAAAGAAGAAGGGAAAAGGUAAAGAAGGUGAAGAUGAUGACGCUGUCAGACAAAAAGAUGAAUCUUCGAAGAAGCGGUUGGCUACUCUCGAUAUCUUUGCUGGCUGUGGUGGCCUGUCUGAAGGUUUAGAGCAAUCAGGUGCGUCGCAGACCAAAUGGGCUAUUGAAUAUGAAGAGCCUGCAGGUGAAGCAUUCAAGCUCAAUCAUCCAGGGGCGUCAGUGUUUAUAGACAAUUGCAAUGUGAUCCUCAGGGCAAUCAUGUCAGCUUGUGGGGAUGAAGAUGACUGUAUAUCUACGCCUGAAGCUUCGGAGGAGGCAAAGAAGCUUGAUGAAAAGGUUAUUAAUGAUUUACCUAGACCUGGGCAAGUGGAUUUCAUCAACGGAGGGCCACCGUGUCAGGGGUUUUCUGGAAUGAAUAGGUUUAACAAAAGUGCUUGGAGUAAGGUGCAAUGUGAAAUGAUCCUGGCUUUUCUAUCAUUUGCUGAAUAUUUCCGGCCUAAAUAUUUUCUUUUGGAGAAUGUGAGGAAUUUUGUGUCAUUCAACAAAGGCCAGACAUUUCGCUUAACCCUGGCUUCUCUUCUCGAGAUGGGUUAUCAGGUGAGAUUUGGUAUUCUAGAAGCUGGAGCCUGUGGUGUUUCCCAAUCCCGUAAACGUGCAUUUAUCUGGGCUGCAUCUCCUGAAGAAACACUGCCUGAUUGGCCCGAGCCGAUGCAUGUUUUUGCAGGUCCAGAGCUCAAAGUCACUCUGGACAGAAAUAGUCAGUAUGCUGCAGUGCGGAGUACUGCAACUGGUGCCCCAUUUCGCUCGAUUACAGUCAGAGAUACUAUUGGAGAUCUCCCUGCUGUAGGAAAUGGGGCUUCUUUAGUGACUAUGGAGUACAAAAAUGAGCCUGUAUCUUGGUUCCAAAAGAUGAUCAGAAGGGAUAUGGUGAUUUUAAUUGAUCAUAUAUCAAAAGAGAUGAACGAGUUAAAUGUAGUACGUUGUCAAAGAAUUCCCAAACGCCCUGGUGCUGACUGGCGAGACCUGCCAGACGAGAAGGUUAAGCUGUCUACUGGACAGAUGGUUGAUUUGGUUCCUUGGUGCCUGCCAAACACCGCGGAAAGGCACAACCAGUGGAAGGGUCUAUUUGGAAGGUUGGAUUGGGAAGGAAACUUUCCAACCUCUAUUACUGAUCCACAACCUAUGGGUAAGGUUGGGAUGUGUUUUCAUCCUGAUCAAGAUAGGAUAGUAACAGUUCGUGAGUGCGCUAGAUCUCAAGGUUUUCCAGAUAGCUAUAUAUUUGCUGGCAACAUCCAACACAGGCACCGGCAAAUUGGUAAUGCAGUUCCACCACCUUUGGCCUUUGCAUUGGGUAGGAAACUUAAAGAAGCUGUUGACAGGAAAUGCUGUUGAGUCUGAUGAUAUUGUAUCAACCAACUAAGCGUAAAUGAUAAUUAGUGCGGAUAAUUCUUACUAGAUAGAGGAAAGAUUAGAGAAUCUACAAUGCUUUGAGCCUAAUUAAGGCUUCCAUCCAUGAAAUGAUAAAUUGAGUUUGAUGUGAUGAACUGUCUUUGAGCCUUUGGCCUUUGAGUUCGUUAUUUUUGUGAAUAUAAUGUAAUGCAACAGUAUUGACGGAUGUUCAUAAGCCUGAGCGUCAUCUAAAGGAAGUAAUUUUUGCUCA